Messenger RNA from Pelmatolapia mariae (spotted tilapia), 3110 nucleotides. RefSeq names its product kelch domain containing 8A (gene klhdc8a). Gene Ontology annotation, molecular function: protein binding. Bases 436 to 1581 code for a protein of 381 amino acids. The transcript has 11 exons. The record is from RefSeq and is a predicted model, not a curated record. Lineage: Eukaryota; Metazoa; Chordata; Actinopteri; Cichliformes; Cichlidae.
AUAGGUUAACACACAUGCCCCCCCUUUCGGAUUAUACCGUCACACGGAAUGAAUAUGAACUUGUGCGAUGAAAACUGGAGAUGAAUGCUUCAUCUCUGACCCACAUAAUGGCGAUAUAUCAGGCUGGGUAAACGGAUCUGAGCCGUGUUACCGCCUGCUCCUCCGCUGUGAGCUCCCGGUGCGGUGGGAGCUUUUAGCGGCGCGCCUCGUCUCUCAUCUUCCUCCGCCUGGACCUGACUCUCCUCUUCCAUCCUCUCUUCCUCUCUCCCUCUUUCCAUCUCGGUACCAGAGGGAGGAGAGGAGGGAAACACUGAGGCGACACACGCCGGGAAAAGGGGCGACGGAAACGGGAAAAGUGAGGCUGAGAGAUUACCCAGAGCUUCCUCUGUGGGAUUCCAAACUGAAGGUGCUGGAGAUACAGACAAUGGCAGCAACAUGUGGAGAGUCAGAGGGCCCAGUGUGAGGUGGAAGACCAUCCAGAGCUCCCCAGAGAGUCUCCGACAGGGUGCCGAUGUCAUGGCGGUGCCCAGUGCCCAAGAGUUUCACUGGCAGAGCCUGGCUCGACUGCCCAGCGGCCGUGUCUAUCACACUCUGUCUGAAGUGGGGGGGCAGAUGUACAUGCUGGGGGGCUGUGACGCUGCAGGAAGGCCAUGUCCAUCCCUGGAGCUCUACUCCCCAGAGGGGGACCGAUGGAUAAGCUUGCCCCAUAUGCCCACUCCUCGUGCUGGGGCAGCUGUGGCAGUUAUGGGAAAGCAGAUCCUGGUGGUGGGAGGGGUGGGAGAGGACCAGAGCCCUCUGAAGGUGGUGGAGAUGUAUAACACAGAGGAGGGGAGGUGGAGGAAGAGAAGUGCUCUACGGGAGGCACUGAUGGGUGUAUCCAUUACAGUGAAAGAUGGCCGUGCUCUGGCUCUAGGGGGAAUGUGUGCAGACCUGCUUCCCCGUAGUAUCCUGCAGCAGUAUGACCUUCGAAAAGACGUGUGGGCGCUACUUCCUCCGAUGCCGACCCCACGCUACGAUGCUAACACACAUCUGCUUGGCAAUAAGCUCUAUGUGGCAGGUGGCCGUCAGUGUAAGCGACCGUUAAAGGCCUUUGAGGUGUACGACACAGAGACGCGAUCUUGGACUACGCUACCCAUGAUGCCAUGCAAACGUUCCUAUGGGGGUGUGAUAUGGGACCCAGCUGGUAGGCUGUGCCUGUUAGGAGGACUGCGGCAGGGCGGGGGACACCAAAGCUCCAAGUUCACCAAGAACGUCAAUAUUUUUGACACCAACCAAGGCACCUGGCUGAAGUCAGAGGAGACAGUGGCGAUGAAAACAAAGAGAGCUGACUUUGCUGCUGCCUUCCUGCGUGGAAGGAUGGUGGUCGCAGGAGGACUUGGUCAUGAGCCUUCAGCACUAGACACUGUGGAGGCCUUUCAUCCUCAGAAGAAGAAGUGGGAAAGGUUAGCUCCAAUGAACUUCCCCAGAUGUUCCGCUUCUUCUAUCGUCAUCAGAGACCGCCUCCUGGUAGUGGGAGGAGUCAACCAGGUUCCCAGCUCGGCACACGAGAUCCUCUACAUUAAAGAAGAAGAGUAUCUGUAGCCUGUAGUGACUGACGCCCAGAUGAUCGCAGAUGAUCCGUGAUUCCACUUCCUCCUUCCCGAACACCCGUUGUGACUGUAGUGCAAUAUUUAAGAAGCAUCACAAACACUGAGAAAUGAGUGCAAGUCUGGCUGCCUGAUGUAAUGUAUCGGAUAAGACUGCCCCCUGCUGGGCGUAACUGGCACUGAGCCCCACAUGUCAGCACAUAGAUGCACAAUGGAGGAGCUGGCUCUUUCUUUUUACCGAGCUGAUCCUUGAUACCUUUAUGUAUGCAACACUUCUACAUUGUACACUGUAGUGCAUACUUGAGGAAGGAACUAUUUUGUAGCUAUCGUGUCUAUUCCUGUGGACAGAAGAUACGUGGAAGAUGUAUUUAUAUUGCAUAUAUAGCGGUUUCAUAUCUGCAUUCAUUUUAUUUACGUGUAGCUUGCCGACUAUUGAGCAAGGGUAGAUUUUAAUUUAGCUAAAUGACACAACUGCAAUCCUUAUCUCUAAUUUAAUAUGAUCUAGAAACAGUUGAGUGUUUGGUUAAUAAAAUAUUCAGUAACAACAUUUGCACUGAAUCAGUCAACACUGAGUGGGAGCUUUGCCUUCAAUUAUUUCUAGUGUAAUGUGUUGUAGUAAUUACACUUAGAAUGCUGUAAUAAAACUCCUCUGUGCUGUAAUAGUGCACAUUUGUGGCCAAAUGUAACACUUUGCAUCCAUGAAAUGAGACUUGUGUUAAAUAACCGUGUUUUUUGUGGUUAAACUAGUUACUGAAUUGCUGUUCUAAGCAAAAGAAGGAAUCCUGUGGGACUUACAGGCUGAUUGUAGACGUUUUAUUCCUGCAGCAAUACACUUUCUCUGCGUUUUAUAAUGUUGUGUAGUGCAGUGAUAUUGUAGUCGUCUCACUCAGGUUAUGUUCUAGGUUGACUUUUGUUUUUCUGUUCUUGUAGCUAACAACAAAAUCAUCUCUUUGGUUUAUGUUCUGUGACAGAUGAUUAAUCUAUGGAGUUUUAUAUUAAUUGUGAUGACAGUUCAGCCUUUGCAAAAUGUUAUCUCAGUCUGCACCGUGAUUAUGAUCAGUCAUCGUUCCUACACCCGAUCAUGCCACACCAUAGUGUAAACAUGUCAUAUUGUUAUAUUCAGUGAAAUAAAAGUUUGUAUUACACUUUUUUCCCCACAAGAUGGCAGCGGUGACACAUCAUUCUGAGUCGUUACGCUUUUUCACUCUGCCUACACAACACAUUACAGCUGCAUCACAGGCGGUCGAGGUCCAUUUGUUCAUAGAGACACGUUAAUAGCCUCUUGACAUUUAAAAAAAUAUUUAAUUGCUGUUAAGAAAUCUAUUUCACUUUAUUUCAGUUAAAAUGACCAGAAACACUGUUGAUAACGUGGACAUGCAUAUGUUUGCUGCACAGCCACAGUGCAGAUAUCCUUAACCCUUAUUGAAAUGCCUUGAAAUUCAUUGUGUUUUGGUGGAGCUGCGUUUUUUUUAUUAUUAUUAUUAUUGUAUGAUGAUUCCAAUUACUGUUGAGCCUCUUUGAAUA